Babjeviella inositovora NRRL Y-12698 is the source of this 980-nucleotide messenger RNA. Its product is annotated as Elongator subunit. Gene Ontology annotation, cellular component: elongator holoenzyme complex. The record is from RefSeq and is a predicted model, not a curated record. Bases 67 to 957 code for a protein of 296 amino acids. NCBI's taxonomy places the organism in Eukaryota, Fungi, Ascomycota, Pichiomycetes, Serinales. The transcript has a single exon. Gene Ontology annotation, biological process: tRNA wobble uridine modification.
AUAAACUGAUAGAAAAAUUAUAACGGCAUCAGCUACUCUUCUCUUGCCCACUCUUCCCACCUAAAUAUGUCCGCUUCCCAGAGACAGGAUUUAGCUAUAUAUAGCAAUGGGUGCAUUAUCCCGCCUCUCAAUCCAGCAUUCAAGUCCCUUAACUUGGUUACAUACCAGCAGGGAACCCACCACACGUGGCUCACACAAGCGUUGCUCGAAAACGCGUUGCUUGACACAUGUUCGCUCAAUUCUGACUCCUCUCAAACCGCCAGAAGCCUCAAUAACAGCCGUAACCUUGAGGAUGCCAAGGCUCAUGUGGUGGUUGUCAGUUUCAUGAAUGACUUGGCCCACUGGUCCAAGAACUUAAAGAAGUGUAACAACCUCGAUGUUACUCCCUCGUCGCCCAACUUCACUUUCCUUGACUGCUUCACAAACUUGUUUAGCAAGUUUAUCACGGCACCAACUUCUGCCCAGUCCAUCGAGGCCCAGGUGCAGGAGUUGUUUGCGGACGUGACGCAGAAGAUCGUGACGGCUGUGCGCGCAAAACCCGCGCAUCAACGUCUUAUUGUGGUGGUUGAAAACCUCGAGUUUUUGAUAGCUGCCACCUGUCUUAGAGCAAACCAGCUUUUGUGCCAGGUCUCAGCGUUGCAGAACAUCGCUAGUCACUUGUAUGUGGUCACGCAGUUAGCCCCCGAAGCGAUCGAUGUCUCCACGGUCGCGUCUUCAGCGCAUAAUCCCGUCUACAAGGCCACCGACUUCCUCGUUAAGAUGAUUUACCGUGCCCAUUUGGUAUUACAGGUGCAGCCCUUGGCGACAGGCAGAGCCGACGAUGUCACAGGGGUGUUGCGGAUUGUCAGAGGCGGUUUGAGUGAGGAAAUGAGACUCGUCACAGGUUUGAACGUUGUCGAAAAAGAGUAUUUGUAUUUGGUAAAUAAGGACGGAAACGCAAAGUUAUUUUUUAGAUAAGCUUUAAUUAAUGAAGUCAUGCA